Messenger RNA from Fusarium keratoplasticum, 1281 nucleotides. RefSeq lists its product as uncharacterized. NCBI's taxonomy places the organism in Eukaryota, Fungi, Ascomycota, Sordariomycetes, Hypocreales, Nectriaceae. The transcript has 3 exons. Gene Ontology annotation, cellular component: nucleus. Gene Ontology annotation, molecular function: DNA-binding transcription factor activity, RNA polymerase II-specific; copper ion binding; RNA polymerase II cis-regulatory region sequence-specific DNA binding. The coding region runs from base 1 to 1281 and encodes 426 amino acids. Gene Ontology annotation, biological process: intracellular iron ion homeostasis; positive regulation of transcription by RNA polymerase II; intracellular copper ion homeostasis. The record is from RefSeq and is a predicted model, not a curated record.
AUGAUAAUUGACGGAGAGAAAUAUGCUUGCGAGGCUUGCGUUCGCGGCCAUCGUGUAAGCAAUUGUCAACACUCUGACCGCCCUCUUCAGCAUAUAAAUAAGAAGGGUCGACCAGUAUCCCAAUGCGCACACUGUCGCGCCAUGCGCAAGUCGCGUUCCGCUCACGUUAAAUGCGACUGCGGCGAGAAAACCAGCAAAUGUGCCCACUUGCAGCCGACCGUCGAAGGGCACACCGAGACAUGCUGCUGUAACCAUGGCGGCCGCUGCAGCUGCUCUCUCAAGAAGGAGCCUGCUCUUGAUACCGUCCCCGAGUCCGACUCGGAGCGAGAGUCCUUGACAAUGAGUGCUUCCGGCCGUCCCAAGCCCCCGGGUCGGCGACGAAGAGCGAACACAGUUCACUCGGACGGUGUCUUGACCUUUGACCAGAAUGGUCACCAUAAACCUGCCCACCGGGGCAGCCGAGUCUCACAGAAGUGUGGCCCCUACCAGCUCAACAGGGUCAACUCAGCCCACAGCACUGGCAGCCUCGGCACCGAUAGCAUGCUGAAGGGCACUCGAGAACCUCCCAGCAGCCGGGCACGUGCCGCCUCGACCCGAGAGCAGCGACGAGUCAAGUCGGAAACUGCCUCGCCGCUCAUGAGCGGUGCAACAGGGUUCCAAACCCUCAACGGCAAUCUCCCUCCCCUGGAUCUGUCAGGCAUCGAGUAUCCUCCCUACAUGGCCAACAGCACGUUUGACCUUUUCGGAUCAGGGUUCAACUCGGAGGCUGAUGCUCCCAUGUACAGCGCGGGACUGAGCGCGACAUCAGUAGACUGGAGCCACUACGAUCUCACAGACAUGAAGGGCGACAGCUUCACCCCUUCAAGCUACAGCCAGGCCGGAACUCAGAGCUUCAACGGUCUCUUCGACUUUGGCAGUGGUUCAGAACAACUGCCCCAUCUUGCCAACACCACCUCGACUUCGGGUGAGGUAUCUGAAGUUGAAGACUUCUUGCCUGGAGGUGAAGGCGAUUUUGACGGCCUCGACGGGUUCGGUCGUGGCAACAGCUUCAUGCGACAGAGCGGCAGCCUCAUGGCUAGCUCAGCUGACCUCAGCAGCAUCGACUACGACAGCUUCUACAAGGGAGCCGACAGUGGCCCAAUGGCUGGCGCCGGUCUCUCGAUGGUCGAGGACGACCCUGCUUUCUGGAUGCCCAAUUACAACGAGCGCAGCAUCACUACCAUGGACGAAAGCCCGGAUCACCUCGGCCCUUCUUCGAUGCCCACUUUCUGGGACAUGUGA